GCGGCGGAGCUGCGGCGGCGCAGGAGGGGGCGGGUUCGGCGAGGGCGCGGCCUCUGGCACGGGGGCGCACGACGCGCAUCCCCCGCGUUCACUCCCGAGCUUCGCGGCAGCCUGGUGCCCCACUUGGCCAUCCGCUCCGUGCUUUUUCCUCGCGCCCGCCUCCUCUUGUCACCUCCCGUCUCACCCUUCUCGCUCCAUCCCCGCCGCAUACGCAGUCAUCCGAGUGCUUCAGAGGUCGUGCGCCUGGGUGGCAGGACGCAACCUUAAGCGGUCCCAGCUCGACCCUGAGGGGCACGGGCAACAGCAUGGACACCAAGCGCUGCUUCGCCAACCGCUUCGAUGACUACCAGGGCAGCCUUCUAGCGGGCCAGUGCGAGGAGGCGGUGGCGCCCUUGGUCACCGCCACCAUCGAGCGCAUCCUCCAGGAACUGCCCCCACUUGGGGUGUGCGCCGUCUGCGCGCCCGUCUCUUUCCUGGAGUGCGGCUCCGACGAGCUGUUUGUGGGCCGCGCGGGCUACCUGUGUGCCGCGCUCGUGCUCAAGCAGAAACUCGCCCAGGAGGUGCUGACUCCAGCACAGAUCAAGUCACUUUGCCAGGCGAUCCUGGAUUCUGGGAAGCAGUAUGCUAUAAAGAAAAGGAAACCAUUCCCCCUGAUGUACUCCUACUAUGGAACUGAAUACCUAGGGGCAGCUCAUGGCCUGUCAUCCAUUCUCCAGAUGCUUCUUUCUUACCAUGAGCACCUCAAGCCUGCAGAUCGUGAACUGGUGUGGCAGAGUGUGGACUUCCUCAUGGAACAGGAACAGAAUUGCAACUGGCCACCGGAGCUCGGGGAGACCAUUGAGAGAGAGAAUGAGCUGGUCCACUGGUGCCAUGGUGCUCCAGGAAUUGCCUAUCUGUUUGCCAAAGCUUAUCUUGUUUCGAAGAAACCACAGUACCUGGAUACAUGUAUCCGGUGUGGGGAGCUCACGUGGCAGAAGGGCCUGCUAAAGAAGGGGCCAGGGAUUUGCCAUGGUGUAGCUGGCAGUGCCUAUGUUUUCCUGCUGCUUUAUCGACUUACUGGCAACUCGAAAUAUAUUUACCGCGCCCAAAGGUUUGCCCAGUUCUUAUUUACUGAGGAAUUCAAGGCUGGUUCUCGGGUUCUUGAAAGUAUAUACAGCUUGUAUGAAGGCUUCUCUGGGACAGUGUGCUUUCUGAUCGAUCUGCUGCAGCCCAAUCAGGCUGAAUUCCCUCUUUUCAGUGUCUUUGUUUAGAAGGUUCCAUCUCCCACUGUGGCCCUGAAGAAGUACCCUGAGAUAUCUUGAGCCUCUCUAAGGCAGUUUUCACAUAAGCCACAAUAAAUGGUAUCACAACAAUGAGCCUUAACAUUGCCACCAGAAGAAUGGGAGAAGGCAAGUGAAGGCAGCAUACCAGACUGGAGAGAGAACCUGCGAAAUGUAGAUAUAACAGCUCACCUGAAAAUGUUAGAUUUACUAUUUCAGGGAAUAGAUGUAAAACCAGGUAUCGGAGGGAAAAUAGGAAGAUAAAUGAUGUAUUUUCCAGGGAAUGACAUAGAAAACAAAACUGAAAUGGUGGCUGUGGCAGUAAAAUGCUAACACCUUCACAAUUGAAGACAGAAUUCAACUAACUCGGUGCCCUCCACCCCUAAAUUCAGAAGUAAAGACAAUCAAAAACUAAAAUAAUUUUAUCCCAGUGAAAACUGCUAGCAGGGAGGAAGUGUCAGAAUGAAGGACAUAAAAGGAAAUCCUUGGUUGUCCUAUGCCUUUAUUUAUUAAAAUUCAUGAUUUUUACCGAAUCAUGAUAAUUGCAUAUUAAUCUAUUUUUUAUCAUUAUCCUAGGCACUUUAAAAACAUUGUAUCAUGACUUAAACACUGAAAUUUAUGGUUUUCUUACUACAUAUUAUCUCUUUUCCUAGUUUAUUUUUCUUUCCUAAAGCAAAAUUAGAAUAGUGAAAUUCCAGGCUGGGGGUGUAGCUCUCUCAUAGAGUACAUGCCUAGCGUGUUUGAGGCACUAUGUUCUACCCUUAGUACUACGGGGGGGGUUCAUAAGCUAGAAAUACUGUAGUAAGUGUUGCUACCAAGUGUUUCUUUCACCAUUUGAAAUGUGAGCUGUGUAUUUUCUAUUGUUAGCAGUUUCUAAAAUGCUUUUAUGUGCAUAAUCCCUACAAAGCUAUUAUCAUACUGUAAAGUAUGCUCUUAAUAAAAACCACUCAUCUCACAGAUCAGGGUAAUCACUACAAAGGCAUGUUAUGUUUGCCUUUGAUGGAAUGUUAUGUCCCUUGGGACAGAUAAGACACAGGCUGAGAAAGGCACCAGUGCUUAUGGAAUGUUGCUCCAUUUUAUACUAUUAGAUUAAGAGUCAAAUUAGUUCAUUGGUGGUUAACAUAUCAUCCAAGACAAGGUACACUAGAAAUUGACCAUAAUACACAGAGUCCAGUUAUCAAAAUGAAUCUUCCUGUAAACACAUAGAAAGUAUAAAACUGCUUCGGGUAAAUAGUGUAUUGCAGAACAUUGUAGGAAUGUCUGUCACUUUAAUUCACACUACAUGUGUUUACCGCUGUCCUAGAACUUGAUCACUGACAAUUUCAUACAUCACAUU
Messenger RNA from Fukomys damarensis (Damara mole-rat), 2595 nucleotides. RefSeq names its product LanC like 3 (gene Lancl3). Gene Ontology annotation, biological process: peptide modification; carbohydrate metabolic process. Gene Ontology annotation, cellular component: plasma membrane. Bases 306 to 1250 code for a protein of 314 amino acids. NCBI's taxonomy places the organism in Eukaryota, Metazoa, Chordata, Mammalia, Rodentia, Bathyergidae. The record is from RefSeq and is a predicted model, not a curated record. The transcript is spliced from 6 exons.